UUGAUCGCAGGUUUUCCCAACGGACAUUUUGACACAUCAUCCUGCAUUGGUUUGUCUACCCGUAAUUAUGUUUAACCCUUUCAUAAACUGAAGAAAAUACAAACACGUAUGAGUAAUUACUUAUCUAAGUGUUCGGUUUUUAUUUGAUUUGCUAGUUGUGUUGUUAUUGAGGACAUAAUGGCGACUGUUGAAAGUGCUGACGAUCAUUCCGAGUCAUUGACAACGGACGAAGGCAACAGUGGGGAACUCCUACGUUUGGCUAAAAAACUGGACUCGAAGUUGUCGAUAGCUAUUCAGCAAACGCUGGCAAUAGUGCCAAUACAUAACACACUUCUACAAGGGUUUUCUGAACUCAAAUUAGUUGCAGUCGGGAGUACACAAGAUGGAUCUAAGGUGAAUACCCCAUUUGACGCUGGUGACGUGGAUAUUCUACUUACUGCAACAAAGAAGCUCUUAUCGGAGUCCUUGUUUCUGUAUGUCAAGGAUCAUCCGGCAUCCCUUUGGGUACUUGGUAUGAACGGAGAACAUAAGACGUAUUUUGAAGAUAUUAGAUCUACUUUGAUUGAAGGUCAGUGUGUCCCAGUGUCUGCGCUGAGACACAUAAAAAAGGAAUACGAGGAAACCUUAAAAGUCAACAUCAAAAGGAAAUUUCAACAUGGUGCAUUCACUUCAGAAGCUAGAAUUAAUACCAUUGAAAGAUCAAAAGUGGGUUACAAAUAUGAAUCAAGGCCGACGGAAGGCACGGAAGACAAAUCAGUUGAAUUCCAUAAGUGUCUUUCCGCAGACAUUGUUCCAGCUUUUUCGUUUGAAGGAUGGCCAUUUACAGCAAAAGAAUGGAUCAACAGAAAAAGAGAAUGGCCACCUGAGGAUAUCGUCAAGAAGGUUACUGAAACGGGCUGUCAGAUUGUUGCUAAGCAGCCCUUAGACACGGGAACAGAUCUAGCUAGAAUUCCUGACUUUAUCGAACGAUACAUCAAAGUCGAGAACCAAGUCGUCAACGCUUGUGAUAAACAAAAUGUCACCACUUUAUAUGACAGAAAAAUAGACAAGUCAAUGGUUGAAAAUUCAACAGACAAAGCUGAAGGCAAUUCAGAUGUAGAAAGCGCAAAAGAUGGAUAUUUUCGUUUGUCAUUUUCUCAGUGCGAACUUGUCCUUGCCAAAAGCCUGACAAAGCUGCAAGUUUUAUGUUGGCGUGUCUUAAAAGCCUACCAGAAAGCUUACUUCGACACUCCGCCGCAAGUUUUAACAUCAUAUCACUGGAAAACAGUGGUCUUCUGGGUAGUAGAAGAGACGCCCCCAACCUUCUGGAAAGAAGACAAUAUACUGGAGGCUGUUUUUAAAAUGCUUGAUAAGAUGAUAAAUUUUCUCAAAAACGGUUUUAUACCUCUAUACUUUGUGCGAAAUCAAAACUUAAUAACGGCGACAAGCGAAAAUGCGAUAAAACAAGCUCUAGUCCAGGUAAACCACAUCAGAAAAAGGCCAAUUGAAAGUCUUCAAUGGUUUCUUGACAACCCUCCAAAACCCGACAGUCCAGAAGUUAGUGUACAACCUGCGCGCGCCGAUUCAAAACCAUUUACUCUGCUUGAUUUUUUUGAUGAACACUUUAAUGACUCGAAUGCAGACUUGUUCAGCAGCUACGAAAAGGACGUUAUAGAACUUAUGAGAGACGUUCUGUCACAAGCAAAUAAUCGAGGGCCUAUGCAAACCGAAGAAAACACCCAAGUUACAAAAUCCGCUGAAAAUACGUCAACAAGCCACAACUCCACAACAGAAACAGGUGGUGACAGCAUGGACAUCAACGUAAAGCAAUUGUUUCAAAAAAACUUACGCGGACUGACAGAUUCAUCAAAGCAAAACGACACAUCGAAUGCAAAUCAAGGCCGCUACGCAAAACCUGGAAGUGAGAUGUCAAACCUCGAAUCCGUACUGGAGAAGGCACUUGGGGCGCUUGUCGGUUUGAUGAAACAUAAUCCAAACAAUCAAGCAAGCGCAUCUAGCGAGUCACCAAGUCCUUCCCGAGAGCUUGGAUAUUUAUCAUUUCUUAUUGUUGUGUUUUUGAUAGCUAAAUGCAUGUGUGGAAAAGAAGCUGAUCCAGAGUUUGGCAGGGCGCUUGUCGGUUUGAAGAAACAUAAUCCAAACAAUCAAGCAAGCGCAUCUAGCGAUUUACCAAGUCCUAUCGAUUUUGGGAGCCUGAUGGCCAAUAUGAAAAAGUUUAUUGAUGAAAUUCCUAAUUUGCAAACGACUGAUAAAAAGAACGACGAAACUAGCAAAGGUUCCGAUUGUGAAACUGCAAUGGCAGGGGAAAGUUCGAUGAUGAUGAGUGGCGGAGAAAGAAGUAAAGCUGACCUAGAGUCUGGCCAGAAUCUUGUCGAAUUGAUGAACCAGAACCAAAACAUUCAAGCAAGUGCAUCUAGCGAUACGCCAACUCCGUUCCGUAUGGAAAAAUCGAUUAAGGAUAUGAUUGAUUUGCCACCGACUGAUAAACAGAACGACGAAACUAGCAAAGGUUCUCUUUGUGAAAUUGAAUUAGAUUGAUAAUAAUUUCGUUCCAAAUUUCUCAACCCCCUAUCCCCCU
Molecule: messenger RNA, 2575 nt
Organism: Dreissena polymorpha
Lineage: Eukaryota; Metazoa; Mollusca; Bivalvia; Myida; Dreissenidae
Exons: 2
Coding region: 178-2535 (785 amino acids)
Source: RefSeq, a predicted model, not a curated record